AUGUCUGCUUCCAUUCGUUUUCUUCUGGUAUUAUGCUGCAUCACUGCUCUUAGUGAAGCAUUUCGUUGUAAAAUUGUCGUCAGAGUUACCUCAAGGACUACUAAAAAGUUCAAAGCCGAAAUCGCAGUACCUGCGCUCGGAAUCAAAUCCGAGCCGAUGGUUUUCGAGGGUGAGACUACGAAGAAGAUGAAGGUGAUCGGUGAAGAAUGUGGAAAGAAACCCUGGGUCAUACGCACCUACAAAUGGAAGAACAACGAAUGGAAGCUAGCUCACAGAAUAACGGCAAAACUACAAGGACAAGGAUGGAUACGGAUUGUCGUAAAUGAUGACCUCAAACCAUCGCCUUUGGACAGGUUCGGAGUAAUGUGCUCAGAAGGAAUCUGCGGUUAA
Molecule: messenger RNA, 390 nt
Organism: Necator americanus (New World hookworm)
Lineage: Eukaryota; Metazoa; Nematoda; Chromadorea; Rhabditida; Ancylostomatidae
Exons: 4
Coding region: 1-390 (129 amino acids)
Source: RefSeq, a predicted model, not a curated record